AUGGUUCACUGGAACCUCCCUUCCCCCAUCCGUCACAACCGCGACAACAUAUACCCGUUCGGGAUGCUUCCGGCACCGAGUAGUCCCCCUGCACCUGGGGUGAACGCUAACCGUCGAUAUAUGGGAAUGGGCGUCACUACCACCUCAGAAGAUGAGCCCAGCGCCGACAUUGAACCUGAUUCAGUCACCGUAGAAGAGCUUUCCUUCGCGUGGAACAAGGUUGCUACCAGCGCUACGCCGGCCGCGUUGAAGAGGAAACUGAACCUUCGGCUUUUGCGAGCGGUUUACGAUGCCGAAGGAUUGGGAUCCCCCGGAACCCUCACAAAGCAGCAGCUCGCGGAGGCGAUUCUGAAAAAGUCUGAGGGCACGGUAGCACUCGCUGCCACUUCCCAAGACAACUCUCCGGGUCCCCGACCGCCUAAGAAGCGCGCCUGCUCCCUCAGUGCUGAUCAGUGGCGAACCUUUGGCCCCACACAUGCGUAUUGGUCCUUCCCGUUCGAACGGUUUAUAGGGCUGCUCCGACGUGCGAGCAAAAACUUUCGGCCAAGUGUGUGA
Trametes versicolor FP-101664 SS1 is the source of this 555-nucleotide messenger RNA. RefSeq lists its product as uncharacterized. The transcript has 2 exons. The record is from RefSeq and is a predicted model, not a curated record. The coding region runs from base 1 to 555 and encodes 184 amino acids. NCBI's taxonomy places the organism in Eukaryota, Fungi, Basidiomycota, Agaricomycetes, Polyporales, Polyporaceae.